Molecule: messenger RNA, 2529 nt
Organism: Brienomyrus brachyistius
Lineage: Eukaryota; Metazoa; Chordata; Actinopteri; Osteoglossiformes; Mormyridae
Gene: nup88
Product: nucleoporin 88
Exons: 16
Coding region: 53-2242 (729 amino acids)
Biological process (GO): protein import into nucleus; ribosomal small subunit export from nucleus; mRNA export from nucleus
Cellular component (GO): nuclear pore
Molecular function (GO): structural constituent of nuclear pore
Source: RefSeq, a predicted model, not a curated record
UUGGUGCUUCGGCGUUAGUCGUCAUUCUACUAAAAGAGGGGUUACGCUGAAAAUGGCGGCGUUCUCUGGCGAGAUAUGGAGGAAUGAGCUGCCUAGGCACGGCAUUUUCACUAAAUUACGCGACAAGCUUAAUACGGAGCCCCAGGCCUGCGGCAGGAGAUUUGCCAAAAACCUGACGUUUUGCCUGGACGGUGAUUUUUUUGUGUGGGACGACGUGGACAGUGUGUUUUACACCACCAAUCUGAGGCGACUGAACGCGGAGAGCGCGGAUGGCGCGAGGCACCAGACCCUGCUGUGCAUCAACCCACCCCGGUUUGAUGUGUGUGAGGUGCUGCUCAGCCCCACGCAGUACCAUGUGGCCCUCAUCGGCCGCCGUGGGGCCACGGUCGUGGAGCUGCCCCAGCGAUGGGGCAAGAAGUCAGAGUUCGAGGGGGGGUGCAGCGAGAUCAAUUGCAAGACCAUCCCCGUGGCCGAGCGCUUCUUCACUAGCUCCACCUCCGUCACCCUCCAGCAGGCUGCCUGGUACCCCAGCGAGACAGAGGAGCCCCACUUGGUGCUACUGACAUCUGACAAUACUCUCAGAUUCUACAGCCUGAAAGAGCCUCAGAGCCCAGCGCAGGUGCUGCCUGUGUCCCAGUCUGAUGAAGAGGGGGCCGUUCACACCAGGGGCCGAUCCUAUGCUGCUUCUCUUGGGGAAAUUGCCGUGGCAUUCUCCUUUGGCCCGCCGGUGACCACGGCGCCACGGAGGCCUGUGUCCCACCUCGCCAGGGAGGAGCUGCCUGCAUACCCACUCUACAUCCUGUACGAGAAUGGCGAGACCUACCUGAGCUACGUCAGCCUGGCGCACAGUGGCAGCAGUCUGCGGAAGCCUGGAGGCCCCCUGCCCAUGUACCCCGCAGCUGAGGACAACUACGGCUACGAUGCUUGUGCUGUGGUCUGCCUGCCCUGUGUGCCCAACAUCCUGGUCAUCGCCACAGAAUCGGGUACCCUGUACCACUGUAUCGUACUGGAGGCCGAGGACGAGGAUGAGCACACGGGGAGUGCUACAGGCCAGGGUGAAGCCCAGCGAUGGGCACGGGGCUCAGAGGCUGUGCCCUCGCUUUACGUGUUUGAGUGUGUGGAGUUGGAACUCGCUCUGAAGUUGGCCACCGGGGAGGAGGAGGAGUCAGUGGAGUCGGAUUUCACUUGCCCAAUCAGGCUGCACCAAGAUCCACUUUGCCAGUACCGAUACCACUGUACCCAUGAGGCUGGCGUGCACAGUGUGGGCCUCACUUGGUUCAACAAGCUGCAGAAAUUCCUCCAGUCUGAUGAAGAGGAUAAGGACAGUCUGCAGGAGUUGGCGGCUGAGCAGCGCUGUGUCGUGGAGCACAUCCUUUGCACCCGGCCCCUGAGCAGCAGCCUGUCGGCCCCAAUUCGGGGCUUCUGGAUCGUGUCAGACCUGUCCCUGGGGGCUACCAUGAUCUGCAUAACCAAUGCCUACGAGUGCCUGCUGCUGCCACUGCUGAGUUCCAUCCGGCCCCCUUCCCCUCCCCUGCUCUGCUCACACCCGGGGCCGGCCUCUGGAAGCUCUCCACUGCGCGGGUUGGGCAGCGACACCUUCGAGCAGCACAUCCGCAACAUCCUGGCACGAAGUUCAACGAACCCCCUUCUGCUCAGGUCCGGGGACAAGGAGACGUCUUCUCCACUUCCUCCAGAGUGCCUGCAGCUACUGAGCAGGGCCACGCAGGUAUUCCGGGAGGAAUACAUCCUCAAGCAAGACAUGGCACGGGAGGAGAUGCAGAGAAGGGUGAAGCUGCUGAAUGAACAGAAGAAAAAGCAACUGGCGGAUUUGGCAUUAUGCCGGGAGGAGAGGAAGAGCCUGCGUGAGUCUGCUGAGCGGCUGGCCGAUAAAUACGAAGACGCCCGGUAUCGACAGGAAGCCAUCAUGAACAGGGUGAAGUACCUGCUGGGCAGCCUGUGUCGCCGGUUACCAGUGCUCUCCAAUAGCGAACGGGAUAUGCAGCGCGAGCUACAGGCCAUCAGCGACCAGCUACGCCAUCUAGACAACGGCAUCAAGCAGGUCAACAUGAAGAUGGGGUAUCAGCAGAAGCAGGCGAGAGAGGGUGUGAAGCCCACCAGGGAUAGCAUCGUGCUCAGUGCCCACCAGCGGAAAUGCAUCCAAGGGGUCCUGAAGGAGCAGGGCGAGCACAUCGCGGACAUGAUGAAGCAAAUCAAGGACAUCAAGAAUCAUUUCAGCUUCUGAAGCUUUUCUGUGCUCAGAUCGGAUUCUGCUGCAGGUCCAGACAUAACCCUAACCCAUCUGAAUCUCUGGAGGCGUUUCUGCUGCAGAUCCAGAAGCUUUAGUCCAAACAAAGCCAGUCUCAGCAGCAAUGCUCAAAGAUGAUGGUAGAGACAACUGGCUUUUUAAUGGGUUACCUCAGUGGUGAAAACUAACAUGGUCAUGUUGUCCUGUAAAAAAAGACUUGUAUACAUGCAUUGAAACCUUUUAUAUGUCUACUUAAUUUGAAGAAUAAAGUUCAUGCUGUGAAA